AGUACAAAACCCCUCCCAUAUGAUCCCACAGCCUUCUCCCAUCGCAAACACAUAAUCUCUUUCCCGCCUAAUUGUUCGUCUUCUCCGACCCACCAGUCGCGAAGCAAAGAUGCUGUGGGUAGACAAGUACAGACCCAAAACCCUAGAUCAGGUCAUUGUCCAUGAGGACAUUGCCCAGAACCUCAAGAAGCUGGUUAUGGAGCAAGAUUGUCCGCAUUUGCUCUUCUACGGACCGUCUGGUUCGGGUAAGAAAACCCUUUCUUCUUUUGUGAAAGUGGAGAACAGGGCAUGGAAGAUUGAUGCAGGGAGUAGAACCAUUGAGCUGGAGCUCACUACAUUAUCAAGCACCAACCAUGUGGAACUCACUCCUAGUGAUGUAGGCUUUCAGGACAGAUAUAUCGUUCAAGAGAUAAUUAAGGAAAUGGCAAAGAAUAGGCCAAUUGACACUAAAGGGAAAAAGGGAUAUAAAGUGUUAGUACUAAAUGAGGUUGACAAGCUCUCAAGAGAAGCGCAACAUUCUCUGCGGAGGACAAUGGAGAAAUAUAGCUCCUCUUGUCGUCUCAUUUUAUGCUGCAACAGCUCGUCCAAGGUGACAGAAGCCAUUCGAUCGAGAUGUCUGAAUGUUCGGAUUAAUGCACCUUCUCAAGAACAGAUAGUUAAGGUGUUGGAGUUCAUUGCAAAGAAAGAAGGCCUGCAAAUGCCCCAGGGCUUUGCUGCUCGUAUUGCCGAAAAGUCAAACCGCAGUCUUAGGAGAGCUAUUUUGGCAUUUGAGACUUGUCGUGUUCAAAAGUAUCCAUUCACGGGUAACCAAGAGAUACCUCCCAUGGAUUGGGAAGAAUAUGUUGCUGAAAUAGCAACCGACAUGAUGAAGGAGCAGAGCCCUAAAAGGUUGUUUCAGGUGCGAGGAAAGGUGUAUGAAUUGCUAGUUAACUGUAUACCACCGGAUGUCAUAUUGAAGAGACUCCUUCACGAAUUGCUGAAGAAACUGGACUCGGAGUUGAAGCUUGAAGUUUGCCACUGGGCUGCAUAUUAUGAGCAUAGGAUGCGGCUUGGUCAGAAAGCCAUAUUUCACAUAGAAGCAUUUGUGGCCAAGUUCAUGAGCAUCUACAAGAAUUUCCUCAUUUCAACAUUUGGGUGAGGUGCCUCCGGUUAAGCAGACACAUCCGGUCUUAAUUUUCCGCUGCUUGCCCGAGGUUAGUUUUUGGUUUUAGUAUGUUCGCCCCAUGUAGCACUUGCUGAGAUUGCGGAGAUGGUGUUCUGUAUCUCUUUGGUUCUGCCUUGUCAUGUUCUGUUUCACGACUCCACCCCUUGUCGGCUUGUGUAGGCAUUACUAAAGGCUAAAUCUAUGAAUGGGAAGAUGGAUCUACGAAUGUUUUCUUUUCGAUGCGGGUGUCUCUGGUCAGGGAUUAUGGAACUUGGGGGGAAACUCUCGGGACGUUUUCUUUUUGGCUGUUGGCAAUUGCGAGGAAUUCUCGGGUUAAGCUUAUAAAGUUCAUGCAUAUAUGGAACUGUUUGAAACGAUCUA
Tarenaya hassleriana is the source of this 1525-nucleotide messenger RNA. Its product is annotated as replication factor C subunit 3. Gene Ontology annotation, molecular function: DNA clamp loader activity; DNA binding. The coding region runs from base 110 to 1138 and encodes 342 amino acids. Gene Ontology annotation, biological process: DNA-templated DNA replication; DNA repair. Gene Ontology annotation, cellular component: nucleus; DNA replication factor C complex. The transcript is spliced from 11 exons. The record is from RefSeq and is a predicted model, not a curated record. NCBI's taxonomy places the organism in Eukaryota, Viridiplantae, Streptophyta, Magnoliopsida, Brassicales, Cleomaceae.